Molecule: messenger RNA, 1002 nt
Organism: Caenorhabditis angaria
Lineage: Eukaryota; Metazoa; Nematoda; Chromadorea; Rhabditida; Rhabditidae
Source: the annotation of a GenBank genome assembly
AUGAAUAAUUACGCACCAUAUUUGAACUUAUUCAAAAUCUUCACAUUCUUAUGUUAUUUAGACCUCAUAUUCUCUUUUCCAAUUUAUAGUUAUGCAAUUUAUUAUAUGUUAUACCGUGCACAUCGACAUAUCCGAAAUAAUUAUCGAUUUUUCCUAUUAUCCAAAAUUAUUUGGAACUGUCUUUUUGAGAAUGUAACAUCUGGUCUCGCCACGAUUUGGUUCGCCCCAAUACAAAUUGCGUGCCCAACAGGAUUCAUUGGAUAUUUUGGAAUUCCAUCAGUGAUUUGGCAAAGUAUUUUGGGUUGUUUAGCGCACGCUCUUCCAGUUUCGAUAAGUCAUUUAUUUUUCUACCGUUUAAAAAGUUCCAUCUGGCCCAGCUCUUGGUAUAAACCCCAUGAUCGUUUUGGAACUCUUUUUUUCUACAGUUUAUAUGUUAUCGGAUUCAUUUUUUAUACCAAAGAAGUUAUUCAUCAAGGAACAUCGCAAGAUCGUCUGGAAUAUGCAGAAAACUUUACAGGAUUUCCAGAAGUUUUUUGGAGAGACGAUGAUUUCUGUUAUAUUUCAAGUGUUAAAAAUGUUACGGGUGCAUCUCAUAAUCUUCCACUUUUGCUGGUUUUUACUGUCACAACUUUGUUAUUAUAUUUUAUGCCGAUUGCAACAAUUAUCAUAAUUCAAAAGAAGUUCAAGAAGCAAAAUUCGAGAAACGCUAACUUCCAGCGAAACCUUUUGAAUAGUUUAUUGGUUCAAUUUUCAAUAUCAUUUUUGAUGUAUACAAUUCCAUCAACAAUCAAUCAAAGUUCAUUUUUUAUAAACUGGUUCAAUCCAGCAAUUGUUCAAAUUUGUCAAAUUAUCGUUCAAAUUCAUGGAAGUUUUGUGGUAGUUUCGAUGUUUUUUGCAACUUCUGCAUUCAAAAAAGACCUUAUAGAGGAUUUAAAAAUUAUGGUUAAGAAGGAUUACAGAAAGAAAGAAUCAGUUAUACAUGUGACAUCUGUUUGUACGUGA